This is a messenger RNA of Vanrija pseudolonga, 1578 nucleotides long. Its product is annotated as Maltose permease MAL61. Gene Ontology annotation, molecular function: carbohydrate:proton symporter activity. The record is from RefSeq and is a predicted model, not a curated record. The coding region runs from base 1 to 1578 and encodes 525 amino acids. The transcript has 6 exons. Gene Ontology annotation, biological process: transmembrane transport; carbohydrate transport. Lineage: Eukaryota; Fungi; Basidiomycota; Tremellomycetes; Trichosporonales; Trichosporonaceae. Gene Ontology annotation, cellular component: membrane.
AUGGCAAACUCCACCUCCAACUCCAGCGGCGACCUCAAGCUCGAGGUCGCGCACAAGGAGGCGACAGCUACAGGCACCGGCGAGUUUGGUGGCUUCGAGUACCAGCUCGCGGACGCCAUCUCGUACGAGCAGGCCGAGCAUGACAUGACUGUAUGGGGCGCUAUUAAGACGUACCCCGGCGCUAUUUGCUGGACGUUCAUCAUCGCCAUGACGAUUAUCAUGGAGGGAUACGACCUCGCGCUCGUGGGCAACCUUAUCGCCCAGCCAGCGUUCCAAAAGAAAUUCGGCCACUUCGUCUCCGAGUCAGCAGGCUACCAGGUCCCCGCGUCGUGGCAGUCUGGCCUCGCGCAGGCAGCGAACAUGGGCUCCAUGGUGGGCAUCUUCAUCGCUGCCCCCUGUGCCGACAGGUGGGGAUACAAGAAGACGACGCUCGGCGGCCUCGUGGCCAUGAACGCCCUCAUCUUCAUCAUGUUCUUUGCCGAAAGCCUCCCUGUCCUCCUGGCGGGCCAGUUCCUCUGCGCGCUGCCAUGGGGUGCGUUCGUCGCUUGUGCGCCUGCCUACGCUUCUGAGGUCGCGCCUCUCCGCCUGCGUAACAUCCUCACGCUUUACAUCCAGUUCUGCUGGACUGCUGGCCAGUUUUCUAAGUGGGCCUACAAGAUCCCCAUGGCGAUCCAGUGGGCCUGGCCCGGCCCGCUGCUGCUCAUCCUGAUCUUCGCGCCCGAGUCCCCAUGGUGGCUGACCCGCAAGCGCCGCUUCGCCGAGGCCGAGAAGUCUGCCGAGCGCCUGGGUGGUAAGCAGCGCCCCGUCAACGAGCACAUGGCAUACAUGAUGCGCACGAUCGCGACCGAGGAGGCGGCUGAGAACGGUGUCAAGAUCCUCGACCUGUUCAAGGGCGUCGACCUGCGCCGCACGCUUAUCGUGUGUCUUAUCCACGCGUCGGCCUACUACACCGGUCUCGUGCUCGGCCUCCAGUCAACCUACUUCUUCCAGCAGGCCGGUCUGAGCACCAACUCGUCGUUCGCGCUCAGCAUGGGUAACUUUGGGCUGCAGGUCUUCGCUGUGCUGCUCUCGCUUGUCCUCACGACGUACGUUGGCCGCAGGACAAUCUGGCUCGCGGGCACGGGCUUCAACACCAUCAUGCUCUUCGUCAUUGCCAUCAUCAACACUGUCGCCAAGAAGGACAACGCGGGCGCGAGCUGGGGCCAGGCGGUCCUCUGCAUCUUUGUGUUCUUCAGCUACGGCCUCUGCCUGGGCCCCAUUAUCUGGGUCACGAUCGCCGAGACCUCGUCUAUCCGCCUGCGCUCGCUGUCGGUCGGUCUCUCGCGUGUCGCGUACUACAUCCUCUCGAUCCCAGCCAUCAUUCUCAACAACUACAUGCUCAACCCCGACGCGUGGAACCUGUCCGGCAAGUGCGGCUACUUCUGGGGCGGCACCUGCGCCAUGCUCUUCAUCGUGUCGUACCUCGGCCUCCCAGAGCUCAAGGACAGGUCGUACCGCGAGAUCGAUAUUCUCUUCCACCGCAAGGUGUCGUCGCGCAAGUUUGCCAGCACCAAGCUCGAGAUCACCGAUGACGAGUAA